AUGCUAAAGUCCCCCCUAGGUAGCUCCUUUUCAAACCGCUACUCUGAAACCUACCAAAAUUUGGGAUUAUUCCAGUCCCAGACUUGCCCAGCUCGUCUACCUGUCAAUAUGAUGGGCCACCCAGAUGCCAAUGUUGAACACCCAAGGGGACAAAACAUAUCCCCCCUCUCCUGCACCCUCAGCACCGUGUCUGAGGUCACAAAUAUGGAGGAGCUUAGAAGCUUCACCAACUUGCCAAACCUCGUCGUCGUCAAUUUUAAUGCACAAUGGUGCAACCCUUGCAGAUUUAUGAGGGAUAAGUUUUCAGUCAUUGCGAAUCAGUACGCCGAUCACAGCGUCAUCACCGUUCAAGUCGAUAUCGAUAGAGUACCGAGGGCUCAUCAAGUCUACGGGGUUAGAACUGUGCCCACAUUUCAGUUGUACCGUGGCGGGGUUAGAGUUGGAGAAGUCUUUGGAUCGAAUGAUGGAUUGCUUAGAAGUUCUAUCUUGCAGAAUUUGUAG
This is a messenger RNA of Orbilia oligospora ATCC 24927, 501 nucleotides long. RefSeq lists its product as uncharacterized. The transcript has a single exon. The record is from RefSeq and is a predicted model, not a curated record. Bases 1 to 501 code for a protein of 166 amino acids. NCBI's taxonomy places the organism in Eukaryota, Fungi, Ascomycota, Orbiliomycetes, Orbiliales, Orbiliaceae.